AUGAGGUUGUUCAACAGUCUCUGGACGUGCUCGCUCCGUGGCAGGGAUAACAAUCGUGAAGAAGAGCCGCACAUCCACGAGAAGAGUGAAUUUGAGUCCAGCUGA
Messenger RNA from Fusarium verticillioides 7600, 105 nucleotides. RefSeq lists its product as hypothetical. The record is from RefSeq and is a predicted model, not a curated record. The coding region runs from base 1 to 105 and encodes 34 amino acids. Lineage: Eukaryota; Fungi; Ascomycota; Sordariomycetes; Hypocreales; Nectriaceae. The transcript has a single exon.